GGACAAAUUUUAGUUCCAUACAAAAGCUGCAAAUAGUGUAAGGGAAAUCUAGAUUUCUUGAAUUGUGUAGCAGGCAGAUUUUGCCUAAUUUCUAUAAUUUAGAAAAGAGUGUGUAGUUUAGGCUUAGAUUUUGGUUUCAGCUGGUGAAUUUCAGUGUAGACUAUUGUAUUUUAUAUUUGCAUAGAUUUGCCUACAUUGGAGCAAAUAGGUGUGAGAUUGCGGUUUAUAAUGGAGAAAAAUGUGUCUCUGCCAUCAAAUCUGUGGCUGCUUAAGAAGAAGAGAAGGGCUUCCAGAGCUCCUGUUCUUGUGCCUGAAUUUUACAUUUCUGCUGAAUCUUUAUUACAAGCUCUCAUUGCUCUUGCUCACCAAGUAAUGUCUUGCCAGAAGCCUCCAGGAUGCCAGAGGAGAAAUGCGGUCUCCAUCACUCGAAAAGUUAAGGUUUUGUCCAUACUUUUUGAAGAGGUCAGAGAUUUGGACAUUUCCCUUCCUCUUUCUGUAUUGAAAUCUUUUAGAGAAUUGUAUUUAAUAUUGCUUAGAACUAAAUAUUUGCUGGUGGACUGUAGUAGUGAUAGGAGUUGUGUUUGGUUUUUUGUGCAAACACAAGAAUUCUCAAACCAAUUUUAUGGUUUGAUACAUGAUAUGGUUUCUGUUCUUGAUAUGCUUCCCUUGGCAUUAUUGGAUGUCUCAGAUGAGGUCAGGGAGCAAGUUGAGUUGCUUCACCAUCAGGCUCAGAGAGCCAAAUUGUUUGUUGAUCAGGCUGAGGAAAAACUUUGCAGAGAUGUUUUUGCUGUACUGGAUGAGUUUGAAAAGGAAGUAGCUCCAGAUGAGUCUGCACUUCGAAGGAUUUUGGAUAACCUAAAUCUCCAAAAUGCAAUGGAUUGUCAAAGAGAAACAGAACUAUUGGAGGAAGAGAUGAGAAAUCAGAAAGAAUUAGGAUCAGAGAAAAAUGUGUCCCUAAUUAAUACCUUGAUUGUCUUCAUGCGCUAUUGUAAAUGUGUCCUGUUUUCGGUGGAUUUUGAUUCACAGUUCCAACCAUCAAGCGGAACCCAAUCCUCUGCGGUAGAUUCCGAGGAUGCUUCUCCUAUACCAGAUGAUUUCCGAUGUCCAAUCUCACUGGAUUUAAUGCAAGAGCCUGUUAUUGUAUGCACAGGGCAAACAUAUGAUCUGGCAUCCAUUACCAGAUGGAUCAAGGAAGGACACUCUACAUGUCCAAAGACUGGGCAGAAGCUUGUGCACACAAAUCUGACUCCAAAUUAUGCUCUUCAAAGCCUAAUUGUUCAGUAUUGUGCCGAGCAUAAAAUCUCUUUAGAAAAGUCAGAAAGAAUCAAGAAAAGUUCUUUCUUGGAGGGCAUCCCAAGUACAAAGGCAGCAAUACAAGCUACAAAAAUGACGACAGAAUUUCUUGUGGAAAAGCUUUGUACAGGAUCAUUUGAAGUGAAAAAGCGGGCUGCUUAUGAACUCAGACUGCUUGCUAAAAGUGGCAUGGAUAAUAGGGCUUGCAUUGCAGAAGCAGGGGCCAUACCAUUACUUGUGCCCCUGCUUUCCUCAAAGGAUCCCAAAGCUCAAGAGAAUGCUGUAACUGCACUGCUAAAUCUAUCCAUAUAUGAGAGCAAUAAAGCUAGGAUAAUGGAGUCUGGUGCAUUGCAGGCAAUCAUUAGUGUUGUAAGAAGUGGGUGCAGCAUGGAAGCUCGGGAGAAUGCAGCUGCAACACUCUUUAGUAUUUCCUCGGUAGAUAAAUAUAAGAAAUUAAUAGGAGAGACUCCAGAAGCCGUUCCAGCCUUGAUAGAUCUUCUUCGAGAUGGAACUGCAAGAGGCAAACGCGAUGCGGCAAAUGCCCUGUUUCAUCUGUCAGCUUUUCAUGGAAAUGAUUUACAGGUAGUAGCAGCUGGGGCAGUCCCUUUGCUGGUUAAUCUUCUAAUAGAUGAAAGACCAGGUCUUGUAGAUGAUGUUAUCUCUGUUCUUGCUCUGCUUUCCAGACAAUUUGAGGGUUUAAUUGCAAUUAGUGAAGCCUCUGCAAUACCUCUACUUAUUAGUCUUCUUAGAUCAGCUUCUGCCUCACCCAAAUCCAAGGAGCAUUCAGUUGCUAUCUUACUAGCCCUGUGCUGCCACAGAGGAGCUGAAAUUGUAAAUAUCUCGUUGAGAAUGCCUUCACUAAUACCUGCUCUGUAUAGUCUUUUCACCUCUGGCACACCUCGAGCCAGAAAGAAAGCCACUUCACUGCUCAGAAUCCUUCACAAUUGGGAACCUUCCCAAUCUCCACAAAACAUUGUGGUCUCUCAGAAUCAGAAUCCAGUUGCUUCGGUCAUGUAGCCAUUGAGGUUUUUUAAUUUACUCAAACUGGCAUAGCCGGCUUCUGAUUCAUUCUUUUAGCGAUGCACAAUGGCACAUUCUUCAAAUAUGUUUGGUUCCUAUAUAUUUGUUGUACAGUUACACUAUAUCCCUUGGUCAUCAAGGAUCAAGAUAAAACGUAGACAAAUCUGUCGUCAGGCAGACAUUUGUCUUGUCAACUAUAUACUCUGUAUAAAAAGAUAUAGCAGACGAUCAUACAUUAACAUGGAUGGAAUUUAAAUUCAAGGUGUAAAAAGCCAGUUCUGUAAUUUUCAGUCAAUAAAAAUUAUUUGAAUCGAAGUAUGAUGAA
Messenger RNA from Cryptomeria japonica (Japanese cedar), 2638 nucleotides. Its product is annotated as U-box domain-containing protein 1-like. Lineage: Eukaryota; Viridiplantae; Streptophyta; Pinopsida; Cupressales; Cupressaceae. Gene Ontology annotation, cellular component: nucleus; cytoplasm. Gene Ontology annotation, molecular function: ubiquitin-protein transferase activity; protein binding. The transcript has a single exon. Gene Ontology annotation, biological process: protein ubiquitination. The coding region runs from base 229 to 2310 and encodes 693 amino acids. The record is from RefSeq and is a predicted model, not a curated record.